Marasmius oreades (fairy-ring Marasmius) is the source of this 1345-nucleotide messenger RNA. RefSeq lists its product as uncharacterized. The record is from RefSeq and is a predicted model, not a curated record. Lineage: Eukaryota; Fungi; Basidiomycota; Agaricomycetes; Agaricales; Marasmiaceae. Gene Ontology annotation, molecular function: metalloexopeptidase activity. The coding region runs from base 45 to 1214 and encodes 389 amino acids. The transcript has 19 exons. Gene Ontology annotation, biological process: proteolysis.
GUUGCGAUUUGAGGGGUCUCUCGUCUCUUCCUCGAACUAUCACCAUGAAAUUCCUCAUUCUGCUGCCUUUCCUUGGAAUCACUCAAGCUUCACCGUUUGGCUACCAGCAAACACAAGUUCCACUUGGAUCCAAGGAUGGUUUCUCCUUGGAUUUAGAAGCACAGCGUCUUAUCCAGCUGGGCGACUCCCAUUCUCCAGUCUGGGUGUCAGAGCGGGAGAAGAUUGACCUGAAAGCUAACGGCGUCAAAUUCUUCGACAUAACAGAUGCGGUGGAGCUGGGAUCAAGUGCUUAUGCCCGACUUAUCGGUGAAACGAAGGCAUCGUUUCCCUCGCCAAAUGCUACAGACAAGGUCAAACCGGUCUUGAAGACUUUGUCCACCAAAGGCCCCAAGAAGAACUUGAAAGAAUUCACCAGUUUCACGACAAGAUAUUACCGCAGCAAGACAGGUCAGAAAAGCCAGCAAUGGCUUCUGUCUCAAAUCAGAGAGGUUACGGAGUCUUCUGCUUCAAGAUCCCUGCAGCCGCAUAUCAAUGUUAACGAAUUUAAACACUCUUGGGGCCAGAACACUAUAAUUGCGAGGAUUGAGGGAUGCGUUGAUCCCGACGAUAUCGUUAUAAUAUCUGCUCACCAGGACAGCACGAAUAUGUGGCCGUUCUUGCCCGCACCUGGAGCUGACGAUGAUGGAUCGGGGACGGUAACGAUCUUGGAAGCAUAUCGUGCCUUGUUGGAAGCCAACUUCCGUCCUAAAAACUCUGUCGAAUUCCAUUGGUAUUCUGCAGAGGAAGGCGGACUUCUUGGUUCCCAAGCCGUUGCUUCGGAGUAUGAAAAACAGCACAAGAAGGUUAUCGCCAUGAGCCAAUUCGACAUGACUGCGUGGGUCAAACGUGGCACAAGAGAAGAAGUCGGCAUCAUUACGGAUUAUACAGACGAGGGUUUGACCGAAUUCAACAAGAAGUUGGUGGAGUUGUAUCUCGAUAUUCCUUACGUGGAGACUAAAUGCGGCUACGCCUGCAGUGAUCAUGCCUCAUGGAGGAAAGCUGGCUAUCCUAGCGUUUUCACCAUCGAGAGCUCGUUCGAGAACUCCAAUCAUUAUAUCCACUCCGCGAAUGAUCGGAUUGAUAUUUCGGAUGAAUUUAACUUCGAUCAUAUGCUUGAGUUCUCCAAACUCGCUGUCGCGUUCGCAAUAGAGCUCGGCGACUGGUCAGAGAAGUGAAUUAUUCAGAAUGUAACAUCCGCACGGACUCUCGUGGUCGAAAGACUAUGUCAACGCUUUUACGAACCAUAGUCGAACUCUAGAAAUAUUACAUGCUCUUAAGGCGGAAUGAUGUACUGAGCUGAACCGAG